CAGACCUCCGGCAGGUGACAGUCUUGGUAGCAACGGCAGGGGCACCAUGACAGCAGGGUCCCAGGGUCCACGUUCACUCAUCCUGGGCCUGCUGCUGUGCACGCUCGGCCCUGCCCUGACGCAGGGUGGGAAGCUGUUGGUGGUCCCCAUAGACGGCAGCCACUGGCUGAGUUUGGUCGGGGCCAUCCAGCAGCUGCAGCACAGGGGACAUGACAUAGUGGUCCUCGCAUCCGAUGCCUCCAUGUACAUUAAAGAAGGGGCAUUUUACACCUUGAAGAGGUAUCCUGUGCCAUUCCGAAGGGAGGACUUGGAAGUGGCUUUUAUAAACCUUGGGCGUAGUGUUUUUGAGAACGAUCCUUUUCUGCAGCGCGUGGUCAAAAUAUACAAGAAAAUCAAAGAUGACUCGGCUCUACUUUUUUCCGCCUGCUCCCAUUUACUGCACAACAAGGAGCUGAUGUCCUCCCUGGCAGAAGGCAGCUUUGAUGCUGUAUUGACAGACCCUUUCCUUCCCUGUGGCCCCAUCGUGGCCCAGUACCUGGCUGUGCCUGCUGUGUACUUUUUGAAUGGAAUGCCGUGCAGCCUGGACUUUCAGGGUACCCAGUGCCCCAACCCACCAUCCUAUGUGCCCAGGUCUCUGUCCUUUAACUCAGAUCGCAUGACCUUCCUGCAGCGGGUGAAGAACAUUCUCAUUGCCUUGUCAGAGAACUUUCUGUGCAGCAUGGUUUACUCCCCGUAUGCACCACUUGCCUCGGAAGUGCUUCAGAAAGACGUGACUCUCCAGGACCUUAUGAGCUAUGCAUCUAUCUGGCUCCUCAGAAGUGACUUUGUAAAUAAUUACCCAAGGCCCAUCAUGCCCAAUACAGUUUUUAUUGGUGGGAUCAACUGCGCUAGCAAAAAGCCACUAUCUCAGGAAUUUGAAGCCUAUGUAAAUGCUUCUGGAGAACAUGGAAUUGUGGUCUUCUCCUUGGGCUCAAUGGUCUCAGAGAUUCCGGAGCAGAAAGCUACAGAAAUUGCUGAUGCUUUGGGCAAAAUACCUCAGACAGUCCUGUGGCGGUACACUGGGACUCCACCACCGAAUCUUGCAAAGAAUACAAAACUUGUCAAGUGGCUGCCCCAAAAUGAUCUGCUUGGUCACCCAAAGACUCGGGCCUUUAUCACACAUUCCGGCUCCCAUGGUGUCUAUGAAGGAAUAUGUAAUGGUGUUCCCAUGGUGAUGAUGCCCUUGUUUGGUGAUCAGAUGGACAAUGCGAAGCGCAUGGAGACCCGGGGAGCCGGAGUAACCUUGAACAUCCUGGAAAUGAGUUCAGAAGAUUUAGAAAAUGCCCUGAAAACCGUCAUCAGUGACAAAAGCUAUAAGGAAAACAUCAUGCACCUCUCUCGCCUUCACAAGGACCGCCCCAUGGAGCCUCUAGACCUGGCUGUAUUCUGGGUGGAGUUUGUGAUGAGGCACAAGGGGGCGCCACACCUGCGCCCUGCGGCCCAUGACCUCACCUGGUACCAGUACUACUCUUUGGAUGUGAUCGGCUUCCUCCUGGCGGUCGUACUGACAGUCAUCUUCAUCACCUUUAAGGGCUGUGCCUUUGCCUUCCGGAAAUGCUUCGGGAAAAAAGAGCGAGUGAAGAAAUCUCAUAAAUCCAAGGCACACUGAGAACUGGGUUGGAAACUUGCAAACAGAGUCAGGUUAAAUUCAUGUUAUGCUUAUUCAAGAAAUACUUUGCCAAAAAAUAACACCCCAGAGUGUGUUUUAAAAAAUAAAAAUGAUCUAAGCGUUAGUCACACAUAUAGGUAGAGAUAUUUAAAUAUCUUUUCUGCUCCCUCCAGGAUCUUUAAUCUGGACUACACUUGUCAUCUUUCAAAUGACUUGCAAAGAGGGUUGGAUAGGUCCCUCCUUCAAUCUGCAGUACUUCACCUACGCAGAAAUGGGACUUGUUUGGGAACCACUGCUUCCCCCUGCCCCCCCCACCCCGCCCCAGGAUGAGUUGUAACCUCAUCUUCUGGCAUCUGUAGAUGGAUGUGAUAGAUUCCUUCACCAAUAAUGCCUGGUUCUAAAUUAUGCUCAUGCUUCACAGAUGUCACUUUGUGCAUCUAAGUAAGGAAACGUUUAUUCCUUGUACUUGAUAUGAUAUGAAUGAAUGGUAUAGAUUUCUGACUUUGGGGGGGAAAGAAUGAUGUAUAAAAUUGAUGGGUGAUAUGCCUGUGCAGACAAUCAUUGCUUGAGCCAAAUGGAUCUGAAUUUGACAAAAGCCUAAAUUAUAGCGACUGGCAAGUAUAUUUUCUCUGAUGUAAUAACUAAAAACAUAUUAAUAAAUUCAUAUAAAUUAUA
This is a messenger RNA of Balaenoptera acutorostrata (minke whale), 2323 nucleotides long. Its product is annotated as UDP-glucuronosyltransferase 1A1. The transcript is spliced from 5 exons. The record is from RefSeq and is a predicted model, not a curated record. Gene Ontology annotation, molecular function: UDP-glycosyltransferase activity. Bases 47 to 1648 code for a protein of 533 amino acids. Lineage: Eukaryota; Metazoa; Chordata; Mammalia; Artiodactyla; Balaenopteridae.